AUGACAUCGGGUGGCUCAAUCGUCGAUUGGGCUCAUGACCUCCCACCCAGCCGUCUCUGGGUUGUCGUUAUAUUGGCCUGUAUCGCUCUCUAUCUGCGGACACCCAAAGGCCCCAACCACAAAAAUGACUUUGCUCUUGCGAAUCCCCCAAGGUGGUACGAGUUCACCAUCAUCAAACAGGUCCAGUUUUUAUUCCACGGCAUCACUGAGUUGGACAGGGCUCGAGAGACCGCUGCCGGAAAGCCCUUCCGACUACUCACAAACUCGCGAGAGAUCAUUGUCCUCCCACCCUCGUAUGCAGAAGUACUCAACACUGAACACAGGCUAAGUUUCGCCAAGUAUUUCGCUGAUGAAUUUGACGGAGAUGGGAAAACCCCAGGCUUGGAGCCGUAUACACUUAUUGCGGAUCCUUGCAGGAGAGUACCAAAAUUGGUCACCAAGCGGUUGACAAGAUCUUUGAAUACAAUUCCAGUCAAAAUGUCGUCCGAAGCUAGUUUUGCCAUCGAGUACAAUUUCGGUGGCCGGGUUGACUGGCAAGAAGUGACGAUACAUCAACGUCUUCUCGAUGUUGUUGCGCGCAUGAUUUCUCGUCUGUUUUGGGAUGGCGACGAAGUAUGUCGGAAUGAAACUUGGCUUAAAAUCAUGAAAGACUGGUCUGUCAACAGUGUCAUCGCUGCUUUCAUGAUCAACAUGGCUCCCGGCUUUGCCCGCCCGCUUAUCCGGCGAUUCUCCCCAAUCGUUCGACGGGCUCGCGACGAUUACCACGCUGCGCGUCAAUUCAUCGAGCCGCUGAUAAAAACCCGUCGCGAGACUCGCGAAAGAGCCCGAAAUUCUGGGGCCACGGUCCCGUCGUUCAACGACAUUGUUGACUGGAUUGAUUCUGAGAAUGAGGAACUGGCAUGUGAUCCAGUCGCGCUACAGAUGGUCCUGAAUGUUGCUGCUGUUCAUACAACAGCGGCCCUUGUUACCAAUACCCUCACGUUUCUAGCCAGCGAUCCGUCUACUUUGGAACCUCUUCGUCACGAAAUGAUCACAGAACUACGAAGUGACGGCUGCCAAGCGUCAGCCUUGAACAACCUUAAGCUCUUAGACAGUGCUAUUAAGGAAUCAUUGCGGUUGAAACCUCCGGGUGUUUUUGGCAUGCAUCGGGCCGCCUUGCAGGAUAUGAAUCUGCCUAAUGGACAAAAAAUACGAAAAGGCGACCGUGUGUUUGUGGAUAUUCCCCAUAUGCAGGAUGCCGCCUUCUAUGAGUCUCCAGACACCUACGACAUGUACCGUUUCUAUCGUAUGCGAAACGAUCCGGAGCAGGCCAUCAAAGCGCCUCUCGUCAAUACAAGCCCAGAGCACUUGGCUUUUGGGCAUGGAGCUCAAGCCUGUCCCGGGCGAUUUUUUGCUGCCGUUCUUAGCAAAGUUGUGCUAUCUCAUCUUAUUCUCAAGUACGACUGGAAGCUUGCUCCAGAUAAUGAUUCGACAUCGCUGGCCAUUGGUUUAACGAAACGCAUUAACCCAAAGUUGAAACUCUUGUCUAGACGACGGAGAGAGGAAUUUCAGUUGAAUUGA
Pochonia chlamydosporia 170 is the source of this 1560-nucleotide messenger RNA. RefSeq names its product cytochrome P450 monooxygenase. The coding region runs from base 1 to 1560 and encodes 519 amino acids. The record is from RefSeq and is a predicted model, not a curated record. Gene Ontology annotation, molecular function: monooxygenase activity; heme binding; iron ion binding. Lineage: Eukaryota; Fungi; Ascomycota; Sordariomycetes; Hypocreales; Clavicipitaceae. The transcript has 5 exons.